Triticum aestivum (bread wheat) is the source of this 1196-nucleotide messenger RNA. Its product is annotated as transcription factor bHLH168. NCBI's taxonomy places the organism in Eukaryota, Viridiplantae, Streptophyta, Magnoliopsida, Poales, Poaceae. Gene Ontology annotation, molecular function: protein dimerization activity; RNA polymerase II transcription regulatory region sequence-specific DNA binding; DNA-binding transcription factor activity, RNA polymerase II-specific. The record is from RefSeq and is a predicted model, not a curated record. Bases 231 to 863 code for a protein of 210 amino acids. Gene Ontology annotation, cellular component: RNA polymerase II transcription regulator complex. Gene Ontology annotation, biological process: regulation of transcription by RNA polymerase II. The transcript is spliced from 3 exons.
CUUAUCCGUACUCACACCACCCAUACGAGCGCCUCCCAUUUAAGCCACGCCAUUCCACUCCUCCUACUACCUCUUAUUCCUUUGAAAUUCUUCAUCUCCUACCUCUGCUUGCUCCAUGAAAAACAAAACACCCACUCCACCUAGCUAGCAGCCUGGUUGCAUUUCGACCUAGACCACCAUACCGGCCAGCUGCUAGCAGAUCCGCGACUCCUUGUGCGUGAGUGUUCGAGAUGGAGGUGCAGGCGCAUGAGGCGACUGGCCGGAAGAGGGGCAGGACGAGCGGCGGCACGACUGCGGCGAGGGUGGUGGAGAGGAAGGAGGCGGAGAGGGAGAGGAGGCAGCACAUGAAGGCGCUCUGCGCCAAGCUCGCCUCCCUCAUCCCAAAAGAACACUUCUCCAACCCUGAUACAAUGACCCAGCUAGGCAGCCUAGAUGAGGCUGUGUCAUACAUCAAGAAGCUCAAGGAGAAGGUCGACGAGUUGCAUCAUAGGAGGAGCUCAGCGAAAGCAAUGGCUGCCGCAAGAGGGGCUAGUGGCGCUUCAACGCCCACCACCACCCCUACCACGAGUGGCGGUGCGGGGUCACCAAAACGAGAGAAAUAUUGGGAGGCAUCGGCACCGGUGGUGGAGGUGCGGCAACGUGAUGAUACGAGCUUGGAUGUGGUGCUGGUAUGCAGCACAGAGAGGCCGAUCAUUCUCCAUGAGGUGAUCACCAUCCUGGAGGAAGAAGGUGCCGAGGUCGUCAAUGCCAAUCACUCCAUUGCUGGCCACAAAAUAUUCUACACCAUACACUCCCAGGCCUUCAGCUCAAGAAUUGGCAUAGAUGUUUCAAGUGUUUCUGAACGACUGAGAGCAUUGGUAUGAUAGUGUGUCUGUAUAUAUAUAGAUGGUACAUAUGUCUAGUUAUUAAUUGCUACAAGAAGGGGAUGGAAACAGACCCUUCAUUAUUCACAAAAAGAAAAACAGACCCUUCAUUAGCUAUAUAACGUCUUCUUCAUGUUGUUUCACAACAUGAUCGGUGUAUGGAAAAGGAUGUUGAUUGCUCUUUGAUCUACCACCUCAUAUAAUUUACAGUAACCAUGUCUGUCUGUGAAGGGUUGUUGUACAUUGCUGGAGUUUUUUUAAGAAUAAGUCUAUAUUCAUGUAUUUCUCAAUAUUUUGACUAUUGCAUGGUGCAAAUGCCCCAAAGUAUCCCAA